Molecule: messenger RNA, 1563 nt
Organism: Polychytrium aggregatum
Lineage: Eukaryota; Fungi; Chytridiomycota; Chytridiomycetes; Polychytriales
Exons: 4
Coding region: 40-1563 (507 amino acids)
Molecular function (GO): protein binding
Source: RefSeq, a predicted model, not a curated record
CUUUGUGCGGCUGCAUUCCUGAUCAUCUUUGCUGCAAGCAUGUCCUCAGCCCCGAUUCCCAUUGAUCCAACAAGUGUGCAAUGGAUGAUCUUUCAGGGAUCCAACGAUGAGCUGCCAAAGUGUCUCACCAGCUGGUCGAGCCCUGCGAGUGCCGUAAAUGUUUUCUACGAUGCCAUCAUCGCAACCAAUCGAUGCGAUUGCUUUGUAGCAACUUCAACCGCACCUAGUGUCUGCGAAUACAGAACCAUCCUCCAAUCCAACAACUCUAUCAUCACCUACACUUGCGGCCAAGACACAACCUGUACCAAAAACUGUGUUUACGCUUCCUCUGUAUCGACCACUUCCAUCAAUCCAUGCGCAAAUGGAUUUACUGGCCAAUACAGCACCGCCGACUACACCAGCACCAGCAAUUGGGACUCAAGUUUCAAGACCAACUACUUCGGGUAUUACAUUUUUUCAGUCAAUGACAAUACCUGCUCGAAAGUGGUUUCCGCCAACCGUGUGCCUGUGUAUCCGACAUGCACCCUGAUUGUCACCGGUGUCUAUGGCUAUACCAUUUUCAAUCCAAACUCGGGCAACAUUGAAGGUUAUGGCUGUGGUGAUGCUGGAUGCAACACCUGUAAUAUUGCAUAUGCCAACCCACGCAGUUCAACGUGUACCAUCGACAGUGGCGACUCGAGUACAGGAUUUACGAUAUAUCGCAACGGUUUUAUUUUGAACGAUCCCAAUGUCGUGCUGCCGUCCACGUUCCCGAACCAGACAAAGCCCACUCCCACUCCAACUCCUCCGAGCCCGUCACCCACCCCCUUGGCUGCCUCCAGCAACUCCAACAUCGGCCUGAUCGGCGGGGCUGUUGCCGGUGUCGUUGUUGUGGCCGGUAUCAUUGCCGGAUAUCUUUGGAGUCGUCGUUCCAAGAAUCCCCAACCCCAGAAUCCCCCAGCUCUUGUUGUCCCAGUCAACAACCCAGCGCCCGUCGCCACCAGUGCCCCUGCUCUUCCUCCAGCAGCUGCGACCAGUCCUGCUGCCAACUUUACAUCCCAUUAUCCUAUCCAAGGCUCCGGUCAGCCCAACUAUGGCCAACCUGCUUACCCAGGGGCCGGCUAUGGCCAGUACCCGAAUGCCUACACCCAGGAUUAUCGCGCCUCGUUUGUUUCUGGCUAUGCACCUUCCCCCACUCAGGGAUAUGCUGCACCUCCCUAUGCUUCCAGCGACCACAGCGCGGCCACCAGCCCGCAAGCAAGCUAUCUUGCUCCAUCCAUGGGAUACGCCGCACAGGCUCCAAGCUUCCGAAACUCGAACUACUCCGAAUCUGCUGCGACAGCCGAAGCGCAAGGGCUGCCACAAACUAAUCCCCCUGCCGUAGCCAAGCAUAUUGUCAUUGCGGGAUACAGUCCCAAGGACUCACAGCACAUCGAUCUUCGCCUCGGCGACAUUAUCUUGAUUCAGGGUCCGUUCAUCAAUGGCGUGGCUCAGGGCUACAACCAAAACACGGGACGCUCUGGCUUGGUUCCCAAGUACUACGUUGUUGCUAUCGCUGAUAGUUCUGCUCCUGGAUCCACAUAG